AUGUCUACCAUGAUGCCAGAGUCGAUACCAGGCUUUCAUGCCAUUGGGCGAACUCCCGGGACUACAGAAGACAUGAACGGUCUCUCAUUCGCAACAGACUGCCCACCCGAUAUUGGCCCAAGGACCCGCCUGAUCGCAGUUUGUGGCAUCACCGACGACCACGACCAAGCUAGUCCAACGAAGGACGGCUGGUUCUUCUCGGACUUUUAUCUGUUCCAUUACCUCUUUUCUGAUCCCCAUGGGCCAACACCAUCUCAUGUCUGGAUGACUAGUGAAAAGCCCGAAGACCUCGUGCAGAAGUACACAGAAUACAUACAUGAAGAUGCAAAAGAAGAGCGAAGAGUCGUACUGGACCAGAAUAUGAUUCCAGGGAUCGAACAAAGUGGCAGCUUAUGCGUUGUCUCGAGGAAGGAUCUUCUAGAACGUUUCUUGUCCAGUCUACGCGAACAAUCGCUCUUGGCUAAGAAUGAAAAUCAGCACUUGGUCGUCUUGGUUUUUGGUCAUGGGGAUCUGGAAACAUUUGGCUUGGCUCUCGGCGGAGUCAAACCAAACCUCAAAAUUGAAGACGUCCAGCACGCUCUGCAGCCUGGCACACCUGUCACACUGUUCAUGACAUCGUGUUUCUCUGGGGGCUGGAUUGUAAAGCCGAACGCAAUGACAUCCAAACCUAUCACUCGCGCAGAGAGCCAAUCUUGGCCAGUCAGUCCCAGUAUCAGUCGAGCGUGCGGAAGUAUGAUCACGAGUGCAAUUCUACAAACCAGUAUCGCGAUCGAGAACUCACAGGAGACAGCUGAAAUUCGCCACGACCCCACGUACUUCUCAUUUGCGCAAGCUGUAUACGAUUCGUAUAAGAGACUUGAUCAUUUCGCUGACGAAAAGGCAAUCCAUUUCUCUGCUCAAGACGAUCAGUGGGGACUUCACUUCAAAUGUCGUAGUGGUAUACCGCUAUCACAAUUGAAGUCACGCUGGGAGUCACUGCGCUCCGUGCCAGUAGGGGAUUAUAGAUCUGGAGGUUCAGACGGGCUUGGUACGGGCACUAGACUUCUCGAAACAGUCAGAAAACGUAGCAAAGUGAAAUAUGCCGCCCGAUUCUAUUUUGACAAGGCGAACCCUGGUCUACACAACUAUGCGUCAAAUAUUACACUCCAUGGCCAGCUGAUGCGCUUGCUUGAUGGCAAGGAGAAACUCGACGACGAGGAGCUGGAUGAGAUUUAUGAAGCACUGAGGUACCGACUCGAUGCUCUCGCCCAAGCUGAGGAACUUGCUACGGAGCAUUGGAAAAUCUCGGAAGAGGAAGACAAGCUUGAUGCACUCGCCUGGCGGUUGCUGAUUGAGAAAAGGAUAGUAGACAAACCGGUGAGGGGUCUUUUUUGGCCCAAGCCUGUCCGUUUCCUCUCUGCUUGUUUAGUCACGUCUGGGCUAGACUACAAUGAAAUCCAGCAAAGAGUCGCAAUUGCAGAGGGUUAUAAACGCAGACAAGCAGAAGCUAUUUCGGAGUUACAUGGCAGCCAAAUCACGAGGGAUGAGGAAGUGAUCCGUUGCCGCGAUAUUUUAGUGGACAAAAUGAAGAGUCUUGGGUAUCAGGCCCGGGCAGUUUUUUCCGGCUAA
Paecilomyces variotii is the source of this 1608-nucleotide messenger RNA. RefSeq lists its product as hypothetical. NCBI's taxonomy places the organism in Eukaryota, Fungi, Ascomycota, Eurotiomycetes, Eurotiales, Thermoascaceae. The transcript is spliced from 2 exons. The coding region runs from base 1 to 1608 and encodes 535 amino acids. The record is from RefSeq and is a predicted model, not a curated record.